This is a messenger RNA of Scleropages formosus (Asian bonytongue), 2259 nucleotides long. RefSeq names its product apobec1 complementation factor (gene a1cf). The transcript is spliced from 12 exons. Bases 142 to 1953 code for a protein of 603 amino acids. The record is from RefSeq and is a predicted model, not a curated record. NCBI's taxonomy places the organism in Eukaryota, Metazoa, Chordata, Actinopteri, Osteoglossiformes, Osteoglossidae. Gene Ontology annotation, molecular function: RNA binding.
UAUUAUGUGAUGACAGAAUCACCCCAGUGACACGUUGCCAAACUCGCCACAAUGAAGGAGUGAGUCUUCCGAGUGGGGAUCUCUGAAAUUGCUCAGUGAGCACCCCUAAUUUCGCUGAUUUAUUGCUGAUAAUCACUCACAAUGGAAACCAAUCAAAAAUCCGGGGACGGACUGACGGGCAUGCAGAAAGAGGCAGCACUGCGCUCACUGGUCCAGCGCACGGGAUAUCAGUUACAUCAGGAGAAUGGCCAGAGGCGGUACGGAGGCCCACCGCCCGGGUGGGAAGGCCCUCCCCCGGAGAGGGGGAGCGAGAUCUUCGUGGGGAAACUGCCACGGGACCUCUUUGAAGACGAGCUGGUGCCGCUCUGCGAGAAAUUUGGAAAGAUCUACGAAGUGCGGAUGAUGAUGGAUUUCAAUGGAAAUAAUCGGGGGUACGCAUUUGUGACCUUUGCCACCAAGCAGGAGGCCAAGAAUGCCAUGAAGCAUCUCAACAACUAUGAAAUAAGGAACGGCAGGCUCCUGGGGGUGUGCGCCAGCGUGGACAACUGCCGGCUCUUUGUGGGGGGCAUCCCGAAGACCAAGAAGAGGGAGGAGAUCUUAGCGGAGAUGAAGAAGGUGACAGAUGGCGUGGUGGACGUCAUCGUCUACCCCAGCGCUGCAGACAAAACUAAGAACAGGGGCUUCGCCUUUGUGGAGUACGAGAGUCAUCGCGCAGCCGCCAUGGCCAGGAGGAAACUGCUGCCAGGGAGAAUCCAGCUGUGGGGGCACACCAUCGCUGUGGACUGGGCGGAGCCAGAGGUGGAAGUGGACGAGGACACCAUGGCCACGGUGAAAAUCCUCUACGUAAGGAAUCUGAUGCUGGCCACUACAGAGGAGACCAUUGAGAAAGAGUUUAACAGCAUUAAGCCAGGCGCUGUGGAGAGAGUGAAGAAAAUCAGGGACUACGCUUUCGUACAUUUCAUCCAGAGGGAAGACGCAAUAAACGCCAUGAACGCUUUGAACGGAAAGGUGGUGGAUGGAUCCCCCAUCGAAGUGACCUUGGCCAAGCCUGUGGAUAAGGAUAGUUACGUACGCUACACCCGGGGGACGGGUGGGCGGGGCGCGGCCUUGCUGCAGGGCGAAUACGCCUACACGCUGGGACAGGUGUACGACCCCUCCGCGGCCUACCUGGGAGCGCCCGUCUUCUACGCCCCGCAGGCGUACGCCACCAUUCCAAACCAGUUCCGCUUCCCAGGUGCCAAGGGUCACGUGGGCACGCGGGGCCUGGUGAGGGUGCCCUCUGUGAGAGAAAUUUACAUGAAUGUACCUGUAGGGGCUGCGGGUGUGCGGGGGCUGGGUGGACGGGGAUACCUAGCGUACGCUGGGGUGGGCCGUGGCAGCGCCUACCAACUAAAAGCAGACAAGCGCCCCGACGAGAAGCUCUAUGACCUCCUGCCCGGCAUGGAGCUCACCCCCAUGAACCCCGUGACCCUGAAACCCCAGGGCAUGAAGCACGCCCCCCAGAUCUUGGAGGACAUAUGCCAAAAAAAUAACUGGGGCCAACCAGUCUACCAGCUUCACUCAGCCAUCGGGCCGGACCAAAGGCAACUCUUCCUGUAUAAGGUCACCAUUCCUGCUCUGGCCACGCAGUACCCCAAUGUGCACCCAUUCACACCGGCCAAGCUGUGCGCAGCCAUGGACGAAGCCAAAGUACACGCCGCCGAGCACACUCUGCAAAUCUUGGGCCUGCAGACGGAAAGUGCCGAGGCGUCCGCCGCCGCCGCCGCUGCCGCCGCAGUCGCCGCAGCAGCAGCAUUCCCAGCCUACACAAUCGCUGGAACCCCGGCAGCAGUGGCCGCUUCCCCACUCAAACAGGCCGUGACGUUGGGCCAGGACCUGACCGCGUACGCAACGUAUGAGGGGUACCCGGCGUUCGCUGUGGCGGCCCGGGGGGACGGGUACGGUGUCUUCUGAACCUGGCCCUGCACCAUAGCCACCCAUCACCCAUCUGCCUUCUCUUGCUUGUUGAUUUUAAUCAAAUUUGCUUGAUACGUUUUUAUUGAUGCUUAAUUAUAUAUUUCCUUAGCGUUAAAACUUUUAGCGUAAUGUCUAAUAAUCUUUAAUAUUCCGCAGCUUUAAAGUUUUAUUUGAGUGCCUUGGAUAUCUCUCAGGAAUGGGGUAGUCUGCUGAAGAUGUUUACAGAGUUAUGCUCCUUAGCCCCUUUUUCUUCCUGAAAAGUUGUAUUUCUUUUGAGUGUUUUGCUGUUGGUCUGAAAUACUC